This is a messenger RNA of Schistosoma guineensis, 1062 nucleotides long. The record is from the annotation of a GenBank genome assembly. NCBI's taxonomy places the organism in Eukaryota, Metazoa, Platyhelminthes, Trematoda, Strigeidida, Schistosomatidae.
AUGUUUUGCUGCCGGAGUGAAGAAUAUAAAGAACAGAACCGCAUCAACAAAGAAAUUGAGAAACAACUGAAGCGCGACAAAAAAGAUGCACGUAGAGAGCUUAAACUUCUCCUCCUUGGUACCGGUGAGUCGGGCAAAAGUACCUUCAUCAAGCAGAUGCGCAUCAUACAUGGAGCAGGUUAUUCGGACGAUGAGCGAAGAACCUUCAUCAAAAUUGUUUAUCAAAACAUAUACAUGGCUAUGUUUACGAUGGUUCGUGCUGUGGAAAGUCUAAAAAUCCCUUAUGAAAACCCAGCAAACAAGGCAUAUGGGGAAGCAAUAAAAGAGAUCGACUAUGAGACCGUUACCACUAUGGAACCACAGCACGUUGUAGCUAUCAAAUCAUUGUGGGAUGAUCCAGGUAUUAAAGAAUGCUAUGAUCGUCGUCGUGAGUAUCAACUAACCGAUUCAGCAAAAUACUAUUUAGAUAAUCUUGACCGAAUUUCACAAUCAGAUUAUUUACCGACGCUUCAAGAUAUUUUACGAGUUCGAGUUCCUACUACAGGCAUUGUAGAGUACUUGUUUGAUUUGGAUUCUAUCAUAUUUCGGAUGGUUGAUGUUGGUGGACAACGUUCUGAACGUCGAAAGUGGAUACAUUGUUUUGAAAGUGUUACUUCAAUUAUGUUUCUAGUUGCAUUAUCUGAAUAUGAUCAAGUUUUGGUGGAAUCCGAUAAUGAGAAUCGUAUGGAAGAAAGUAAAGCGCUCUUCAGAACAAUCAUUACUUAUCCAUGGUUUCAAGAGUCAUCUGUUAUUUUAUUCCUGAAUAAGAAAGAUCUUCUAGAAGAGAAAGUACUCUAUUCUCACCUUGUUGAUUAUUUUCCUGAAUACGAUGGUCCACAACGCGAUGCAGAAGCUGCCCGUGAUUUUAUUCUAAAAAUGUUUGUUGAAUUAAAUCCUGAUCCUGAGAAAAUAAUCUAUUCUCAUUUCACAUGUGCUACUGAUACAGAGAAUAUACGUUUUGUUUUUGCUGCUGUAAAAGAUACAAUUCUUCAGUUGAAUUUGAAAGAAUAUAAUCUUGUUUGA